Molecule: messenger RNA, 1149 nt
Organism: Lachnellula hyalina
Lineage: Eukaryota; Fungi; Ascomycota; Leotiomycetes; Helotiales; Lachnaceae
Exons: 3
Coding region: 1-1149 (382 amino acids)
Source: RefSeq, a predicted model, not a curated record
AUGCGUGGCGUGGCCCCCUACCCUUUACCUGGAUUCCAGUUUGGAAGUUGUAUCAUCAUCAAGAAGACUUUCUACGACGACGUGGCGAAACCCCAAAGCCAUGGCGCAGGUACGGACAGCGGAAUUGCUGUAGAAGCAGACCCUUCUCUACCUCAAGAUACACCAUCAAUCUCGAGCGCUCCUCAAGCCGUCUCUAGUGCGGCGGUUGAAGUUCCAGUCACAACUCCUUCCGGAAGUUCCGCAAACUCUCACCUCGUCUCCGACACUCCUCUUAUCCUAUACGCCUACUCUGAAUCAGAUACAGCACGAGUCAACAUGAAGUUCUUCAUCCGGCACGGGCUACACGCCGCUGCCGACUUCGUCUUCAUCUUAAACGGGGAGACUAAUGUUUCAGCUAUAAUUCCAGAGGAGGGGAAUAUUCGGGUUGUGCAGAGAGAGAAUAAGUGCUAUGAUAUUGGGGCGUAUGCGGAGGUGCUCACGCAGGAUGAUUUGUAUAAGGGAUAUAAACGCUUCAUUUUUCUUAACGCCAGUAUCCGCGGUCCGUUUCUUCCACGUUGGGCUUGGGGAUGUUGGAGUGAUAUAUAUUUGGGGAGACUUACAGACGAAGUCAAGCUUGUUGGUAUGACAGCAAACUGCGUACCAAGCUUCCACAUCCAAUCCAUGAUCUGGGCCACCGACAUCCUCGGCCUAUCAACGCUCCUCUUCCCCAGCGAAGCGACCCUAAACGAGUACGCGGUCAACCCGCCUAAACCCUUCAACGCAGCCAAAGCCUUACUCGAAGAGACCCAGCCGCAAAGACCCGGUAUGAACUACUGCUUCCCCGACAUGACGUCGGCCGUCACAGCGGAGAUCGGGGCCUCCACGCUGAUUAGGGCAGCGGGGUACAAGGUGGAUGCCAUGAUGAGUGCGUAUGGUGAUAUGGAGAGGUAUGUGGAGAUGUGUAAGGGGGAGGAGAAGAAAGAGAAGAAGAAGGGGGAUGUGUUGUAUGAUAAAAAGUAUUUCGGAACGAAUGUGCAUCCGUUUGAGACGCUGUUUAUGAAGAGUAAUCGGGAUAUUGAUCCGGUGGGCUUGGCGAGACAUUCGGAGUGGGUGGAAUUUGGAGCGGGGUAUAGCAGUUAUGAUUUUUGUAAGGUGCCGGAGAAACUAUGA